AUGUCGAAUAUCCUGCCUGCAGCCUCUAGUAAUCUGUUACAUGAGGAGAUAGAACCGGACUUCCUAUGCCCACUGUGUGAUUAUGACACAGAAUGGUUCUGCCAGUGUGACUCCAUGAAGGUUCCUGCGCUGUCGCCGCAGCGCGACUCCACGAAGGUUCCUGCGCUGUCGCCGCAGCGCGACUCCACGAAGGUUCCUGCGCUGUCGCCGCAGCGCGACUCCACGAAGGUUCCUGCGCUGUCGCCGCAGCGCGACUCCACGAAGGUUCCUGCGCUGUCGCCGCAGCGCGACUCCACGAAGGUUCCUGCGCUGUCGCCGCAGCGCGACUCCACGAAGGUUCCUGCGCUGUCGCCGCAGCGCGACUCCACGAAGGUUCCUGCGCUGUCGCCGCAGCGCGACUCCACGAAGGUUCCUGCGCUGUCGCCGCAGCGCGACUCCACGAAGGUUCCUGCGCUGUCGCCGCAGCGCGACUCCACGAAGGUUCCUGCGCUGUCGCCGCAGCGCGACUCCACGAAGGUUCCUGCGCUGUCGCCGCAGCGCGACUCCACGAAGGUUCCUGCGCUGUCGCCGCAGCGCGACUCCACGAAGGUUCCUGCGCUGUCGCCGCAGCGCGACUCCACGAAGGUUCCUGCGCUGUCGCCGCAGCGCGACUCCACGAAGGUUCCUGCGCUGUCGCCGCAGCGCGACUCCACGAAGGUUCCUGCGCUGUCGCCGCAGCGCGACUCCACGAAGGUUCCUGCGCUGUCGCCGCAGCGCGACUCCACGAAGGUUCCUGCGCUGUCGCCGCAGCGCGACUCCACGAAGGUUCCUGCGCUGUCGCCGCAGCGCGACUCCACGAAGGUUCCUGCGCUGUCGCCGCAGCGCGACUCCACGAAGGUUCCUGCGCUGUCGCCGCAGCGCGACUCCACGAAGGUUCCUGCGCUGUCGCCGCAGCGCGACUCCACGAAGGUUCCUGCGCUGUCGCCGCAGCGCGACUCCACGAAGGUUCCUGCGCUGUCGCCGCAGCGCGACUCCACGAAGGUUCCUGCGCUGUCGCCGCAGCGCGACUCCACGAAGGUUCCUGCGCUGUCGCCGCAGCGCGACUCCACGAAGGUUCCUGCGCUGUCGCCGCAGCGCGACUCCACGAAGGUUCCUGCGCUGUCGCCGCAGCGCGACUCCACGAAGGUUCCUGCGCUGUCGCCGCAGCGCGACUCCACGAAGGUUCCUGCGCUGUCGCCGCAGCGCGACUCCACGAAGGUUCCUGCGCUGUCGCCGCAGCGCGACUCCACGAAGGUUCCUGCGCUGUCGCCGCAGCGCGACUCCACGAAGGUUCCUGCGCUGUCGCCGCAGCGCGACUCCACGAAGGUUCCUGCGCUGUCGCCGCAGCGCGACUCCACGAAGGUUCCUGCGCUGUCGCCGCAGCGCGACUCCACGAAGGUUCCUGCGCUGUCGCCGCAGCGCGACUCCACGAAGGUUCCUGCGCUGUCGCCGCAGCGCGACUCCACGAAGGUUCCUGCGCUGUCGCCGCAGCGCGACUCCACGAAGGUUCCUGCGCUGUCGCCGCAGCGCGACUCCACGAAGGUUCCUGCGCUGUCGCCGCAGCGCAGUCCUACGAAAUAUCAGAGCAGCUUCAAACCAGCAUCACAUACAUUGCAUUUACAGGUUCCAAAUCCGAGCCCACAGCGUCCAUUGAUAACAAUAGAGAGCGAUUUGCUGGCUGCAGAAUACCAAGAGAUGUCAAUCCAACAGUGCCCAUCUCUGCUCUCACCUAUCUGUCCGACCACGCCGAACACGCCUAUUUCGCCAAUUGCACUGAUUCCACGUCGUCGAUGGUUGUAA
Schistocerca nitens (vagrant locust) is the source of this 1818-nucleotide messenger RNA. RefSeq names its product neurofilament heavy polypeptide-like. Lineage: Eukaryota; Metazoa; Arthropoda; Insecta; Orthoptera; Acrididae. The record is from RefSeq and is a predicted model, not a curated record. The coding region runs from base 1 to 1818 and encodes 605 amino acids. The transcript has a single exon.